Molecule: messenger RNA, 4188 nt
Organism: Motacilla alba alba
Lineage: Eukaryota; Metazoa; Chordata; Aves; Passeriformes; Motacillidae
Gene: FOXC1
Product: forkhead box C1
Exons: 3
Coding region: 731-2440 (569 amino acids)
Biological process (GO): anatomical structure morphogenesis; regulation of transcription by RNA polymerase II; cell differentiation
Molecular function (GO): DNA-binding transcription factor activity, RNA polymerase II-specific; RNA polymerase II cis-regulatory region sequence-specific DNA binding
Source: RefSeq, a predicted model, not a curated record
AAAAAGGGAGACCGAGAGAGGAGAGGGAGGGAAAAAAAAAGGAGAAAACUGUAAGUGCGUAAAAAAGUUCUCGCCGUGGUGACGGAUGCUCAAAAGUUCAGGAGUUUUUCCGAUGCUUCCCAAAGCAGCCUGCGACUGAAAAAGAGACUGAAAAAAAGCGAGAGAGAGAGAGAGAGGGAAACUUUGCACUGGGAGAUCGGGAAGGUGGAUUUUUUUCUUCUUCUGCUCGCUUAAAAAAGCCAACAAAACACAUCCCUCUACUUUUGUCCCUCCUUUGCAGACAACUUGUUGCAGAUCCCCGUGGAACAAGGAACUGGGAGCGUGGGAGCCUCUUUGCAAAGGUUUUAUUUUCUUAAUACUCUUUCUGCGUUUGGAAGUUGCUUUCUCCGCUGCGAUUACUUUUUUUUUUUUUUCUCCGCCGUUUUCUUUUUAAAACAUUUUCCCCCUUUUUUGUCCCCCUCCUUUUUCCCCCCCUUUUUGAUUUUUUUUUCCCCCUCCGCGUGGAGCGCGGGAGCUCGCCGGUGGGCUUUCCCGGGCGAAGAAGAGGAGGCUUUCGGCGCUGCCGUCGUUAUUCUUCCUCCCUUUUUCCGCGCUCCGCCGGGGGGGUGGGGGGGUGGGGGUUGCCCGGCCGCCCGGUCCAGCUCGGUCCGCGGAGCGGCGGAGGGGUGGAGGGGGAAGGGACGCGCUGUUUGGUCCGGCGGGGAGGGUGGGGGAAAGCUGACGGGAGGACAUGCAGGCUCGCUACUCCGUGUCCAGUCCCAACUCCCUAGGAGUGGUGCCGUACCUCGGCGGAGAGCAGAGCUACUACCGUGCCGCUGCGGCGGCGGCCGGCGGGGGCUACACGGCCAUGCCGGCCCCGAUGAGCAUGUACUCCCACCCGGCCCACGAGCAGUACCCAGCCGGCAUGGCCCGAGCCUACGGGCCCUACACGCCACCACCGCAGCCCAAGGAUAUGGUGAAGCCGCCUUACAGCUACAUCGCCCUCAUCACCAUGGCCAUCCAGAACGCUCCCGAUAAGAAGAUCACCUUGAACGGGAUCUACCAGUUCAUCAUGGAGCGGUUCCCUUUCUACCGGGACAACAAGCAGGGCUGGCAGAACAGCAUCCGCCACAACCUCUCCCUCAACGAGUGCUUCGUCAAGGUGCCCCGCGACGACAAGAAGCCCGGCAAGGGCAGCUACUGGACCCUCGACCCCGACUCCUACAACAUGUUCGAGAACGGCAGCUUCCUCCGCCGCCGCCGCCGCUUCAAAAAGAAGGACGCCGUCAAGGACAAGGAGGAGAAGGACCGCCUGCACCUCAAGGACCAUGCCCCGCCGCGCCCGCCGCCGCCCGCCGCCGCCGCCGAGCCCGAGGGCGGCCCCGCCGGGGGCAGCGCCGCGCCGCCGCCGCCGCCCGUCCGCAUCCAGGACAUCAAGACGGAGAACGGCACGGCCUCGCCGCCGCAGGCCGUGUCCCCCCCCGGCGCCGCGCCGCCGCUCGGCGCCGUGCCCAAGAUCGAGAGCCCCGACAGCAGCAGCAGCCUCUCCAGCGGCGGCAGCCCCCGCAGCACCCUCCCCUCCAGCCGUUCCCUCAGCCUGGAGGCCCCCGAGCCCCCGCCGCCCCCACCGCCGCCGCCGCCGCCGCCCCACCACCACGGCCCGGGCUUCAGCGUGGACAACAUCAUGACCUCGCUGCGGGGCUCGCCGCAGGCCGCCGCCGAGCUGGGCGCCGGCCUCCUGGCCCCCGCCGCCGCCGCCCCGCGCACCGGCAUCCCGCCCGCCCUGUCCCUCGGGGGAUACUCGCCGGGACACAGCUCCGUCUACGGCUCGCCCUGCGGCCAGGCGGCCGCCGGAGCCGCCGCCGGCACCUACCACUGCAACAUGCAGGCCAUGAGCCUCUACGCGGCGGCGGGCGGCGCCGACCGGCCCGGCCACCUGCCCUCCGCGGCCGCCAGCCCCGCCGAGGACCCGCUGCCCGAGUACGCGAUGCCCUCGGGCGGCGGCGGCGGCGGCGGCGGCGGCGGUGGGGCGGGGGGCGGCGGCGGCGGGGCGCUGGGGCACGGCGGGCUGGGCGGCGCGGCGGGCGGCCACCAGGAGGGGCACCACCCGCACCCGCACCAGGGCCGCCUGGCCUCCUGGUACCUCAACCAGGCGGCGGCGGCGGCGGCGGCCGCGGCGGCCGCGGCGGGGGAGCUGGGCCCGCUGGCGGGCGCGGCGGGCUACGCGGGGCCGCAGCAGGGCUUCGCCGCCGCCCCGCGAGAGGUCUUCGAGGCGCCGCGGCUGGGGCUCAGCGCCUCGCCGGGCGGCGGCGGCGGCGGCGGCGGAGGAGGCAGCGGGGCAGGGGGCGGCGGCGGCGGCGGCGGGGCGGGGGGCGGCGGGAGCUGUCAGAUGGCCUUUCCCGGCAGCCAGCCGCUCUACCGCACCUCCGGGGCCUUCGUCUACGACUGCGGCAAGUUCUGAGCGCGCCCCGUCGCGGGGACACCGCGGGAACUCAGCUCCGCUCCGCACCGCGCCGCCGGCCCUCGCAGCGCCCGCGGAGGGAAGCGAGCGCAUCGCGAAAAGCUUUUGUACAGAGACAGCCCCAAAGCAUGUCUUGGUUUGUUAAAGGACAGUGUUACUCCAAUAACACUUUUCCUCAAAUCGGAAAAAAAUAUAUAUUACCAGGGUAGCAAAUGAGUGCUGCACAGACUGGCAUCUUGUCAUAUCAAGAAUCCUACCUUCUGGACAAUUUACUAUUGAGAACCUACUGUCAAUGGGGAUCACCUUCCCCUUUUGCAGCAGAAAGACACCCAGCACCAGGCCACCGCGAGGGACUGCUUGGUCUAGAAUCAGUUUUCACUUUCCCAUCCUUUUCCCAACUUGUUCUCCAAUAUAGACAGAGAAAUCAGAGAACGAAAAUGCUUCUCUGGAGCGUGCUACAGAGAAAGAUGCCAAAGAAAAGACCCUGAAGUCGAAGCUCCAAGUCCUCGGCAGAGACGUGUAAACUAAUAUUCAGAUGUAUCAGCAAGCCUGCUAGUGAAUCACUGUAAGCGCAAAAAUAGUUUGCUGCCAUACAAAAAUGCCUUGCCAUAAAAGCGCUAGAACACUUUUAAAAAUUAUUCUGUUCGCCACCAAAGACCCGCCACCCGCAGCCUGUGACCUCCUGGCAGAGGCGCUGAGGAGGGCGCAGCCCUCGGUGCAGCCGGGCAGAGGGAGCUCGCCCCUUCCCCUCCCCUCCGCCACCCGCCGCGGUCCCCGGGCGGGGGGGGCAGCGCUGAGCACGGGAGACCCGCUCGGCCGUGGCAGGGCGUGGGUGGCAGCCGCAGAGCACAGCCGCGGCCGUGCGGCCGCACACGCGUGAGUGCCCGAGGCGCAGGGGCGAGCGCGUCCUGCAGGGGCCGUGUAGCAGAUCCACGCGGUGUGAACGCUGCGGAAGAGCGCGGCUAAUGCAAGGACACGCACCCACGGGAGGGGGGAUUAGUGUUGUUUUACUCUUAAAAAAAAAAAAAAAAGGGAGGGGGCAACCCUGGAGUCACACUCGUUCGAGGAGAAAAAACACCCAAGGAGGCUUUUUAUAAAGGUACCCACGGGAGGUGAGUGGCAAUGUGUGCGUGAUGCCGUAGGGAGGUCCAGGCCUCCGGACUGAGUGUCUGCGACCUGCUCAGCGUUGGUCUGUGCUGGAAGAACCCCGAGGGUGCCGCGGAAACUGCGUGCGGGCUGGAGAGCCUCACACGCGUGGGGAGAUGCUUGGAGGGAGAGCAACAGGGACAUCCUUCUGUCUCCGCAGAUCCCUCUCCUCUCCGCCUUAGGGCUCGUACUCUGUGCACCUGUAGGAAGGGUCUCAAGCAGCGGCCGGGCUCCCACGUUUCCCUUUCCCCAUUCGAGCUUUGGAAGGAACAGCCCCGAAGGAAGCGGCUGCUCCGGUUGCCCGGGCGCGCUCCACUCCGCGCCGCGCAUUUCCCGCGGCACCUCCGGCAAAUGCCGCCCUUGGAGACCGGCGCACGGAGCACCCUCCCGGCUCCCCCUAGGCUGCUCUCGAGCUGCCUCCCGUCACCUGCAUAACUUCCAUCAUGGGACCGCUCCCGGGCAUAGCUACCCACCCCCCCAUCCUGCGAUUGGCCUCCUUUUAACAUGGAGGUCCCCCCUACACGAAGUUAAAAAGCAGGAGAUGCACUUUAAGAAAGUCCUGUGUGUCUCCCUCCUGUGAAUCUUGCUCUUUGCUCACUUCC